Molecule: messenger RNA, 2122 nt
Organism: Asterias rubens (European starfish)
Lineage: Eukaryota; Metazoa; Echinodermata; Asteroidea; Forcipulatida; Asteriidae
Product: synaptotagmin-6-like
Exons: 9
Coding region: 182-1417 (411 amino acids)
Biological process (GO): exocytosis
Cellular component (GO): exocytic vesicle; plasma membrane
Molecular function (GO): neurexin family protein binding
Source: RefSeq, a predicted model, not a curated record
UGAAUCUCGCACUUAACUUCUGGCCCGAAGCAAAUGUUCAGACAAAAUGCCGUCUACAUGUCUAAAAUCGCAAAAAAUCUGCAAUCGACAAGUUUCGUAGAUGAUAUGAGGCAUUUUUGUAUCCACUAGCCGUUUUCUAAGCUACAUUUCACUACGAAGGAGGUAAAAACACUUACCGAAAAUGGGUGGUUCGGCGUCAACAACAGAGCGACCAGCACCGCAGGAUCGGAAGGUGUCAACACGAUCCAAAAUGGACGACAGAAUUGAGGCCGACAACGAACGUGUGUCUAGAUUGGUACAAACGAUGACUGCACACCCUAAGAAAAGACAAUAUGGACCGUUAAUGAGUCAGGGCACUGGUGAAGAGUUUGAUGGAUAUAAGGACAGUGUAUACAUCCUGAAGCAACUUUACAAGAAAAUGGACCCAGCUGUGAUGAAGACACUCGGAGAUGCCAAGGGAGAGGUGAAACUUUCCCUCAAGUAUGACAAACAUAGAGAGCUUCUUAUGGUGAAGGUGAUCAGUGCAAGGGACCUCAGCGCUAAGGAUCUACGAGGCAAAGCGUCAGAUCCUUAUGUCAGGUUGGAUCUAAUCCCUGAUGACAGUAGUAAUGGAUCUAAGAUGACCAGCUACGUGCAGAGAUCGUUAAAUCCCAGCUUUAAUGAAAUCUUCACCUUCACUGUGGCAGAGAAAGACAUUGUCAACAGCUUACUACGCAUUCAGGUUUUGAGUCAUGACCACCUCGGCAAAGAUGACUUCAUGGGCGAGAACAUUAUUGAGCUGGGUAUGAUCAACUGGAAUGAUAUUACCACCCGCUGGUUUGAGCUCCAAGCAGAGACUGACCUUGACAUCAGUGGUGACCUUGAGAUUAGUCUUUCUUACAAGCUGCCGGAAACCCUACUAGUCUCAAUUCAUAGAGCUUAUGACCUGGUGUGUAGAGACAAGAAUAAACAGCCCAAUCCAUAUGUGAAGGUUAUCCUUCCAGGAAUUCCUAAAGUAGAAGAGACCAAGGUUCAGCGAGAAACACUCAACCCAGAAUGGGAAGAAAUAUUUGAGUACAACGUCCCCCGGGAGGAGCUGCAAGACAGGUAUAUUGUCUUGCAUGUGCUUGACAAAGCAUUCCUGGGCAACACAGAGGCUAUGGGACAGGUGUUUAUUGACCUGACCAACCUGGAUAUUGAAGAAGGUUACACCGGAAAGUUUCCCCUUGCCGACCUGAAAAACUCAGACAGGGUGCGGACCAAGUGGUCUCAGACUGCCACUGUGCAGGAGUUCAGGGAAUCCAUGUACGCCCAUGCUGCCUACAAGUAUCCUAAGUUAAUCUUCCAGAACCACCAUGGAAACAAGGUUUUGACCGUCCACAGUCGUAAAGCAGGCUCAUCAGCCAAGAUCAGGAUACUGAAUGGAAUACCGAUGUAGGGGAGGUCUUGAGACGAAGGUGAAAAGGAAGAUGACAUGAGAUGGGAGACAACAGGAGAAAGCAUCUGAACUAAACCAAAACCUUAUCAGAAAUCUAAAAUAAGUAACUUAUAUUUAUAGGACGUUUUAGUUCAGGCCUGAUAUCCUUCCUACUUAAGUCUGAUUUCAAACUUUUAUGGCCUAGGAUAUUAAAGUCAACACCAUGUGAAUUUGUAGGUCAGGCCUUGUACUCAAAUGAAAUGUUCCUAUUUUAUUCCAAGUACUAUCCUAAUCGUAAUAGUUGAAGAAUGUGGAAGUUUUAAAUGCUAGAAUGAUAGAUGUAGAAAGCCGACUGGUACGCAACUUGGGAGACAAUGUAAAACAAAAGACAACUCACAGUGUAGAUUAUACAACAAGAAGACCAUAGAACAUUUAACCUUGAAUAUAGAAAGAGUGACCUUGUACAUUCCAAGGCCUUUCCUGGCAGGCAAGACACUACACUGAUCAUGGGGAAUUUUACAGCUUGUUUGAUAGUAAGUUCAUAAUAGCUACAAAAAUACAAACUGUACAAGUUUUGAGAUGUGCCUUCUUUGUUUAUAACAAAACUGGGUAAAACUUGUACAGUGCAAUCUCUAUGAAAAUGGAAUAUUGUAUGUUUUCUUCCACUGAGCUGUGUACAAACAAGACGUUACAGUAUUGUUUGAAGCUUUGCAUGGACUGGAUACG